Molecule: messenger RNA, 2922 nt
Organism: Triplophysa dalaica
Lineage: Eukaryota; Metazoa; Chordata; Actinopteri; Cypriniformes; Nemacheilidae
Gene: camk1b
Product: calcium/calmodulin-dependent protein kinase Ib
Exons: 12
Coding region: 117-1319 (400 amino acids)
Biological process (GO): peptidyl-serine phosphorylation
Cellular component (GO): intracellular anatomical structure
Molecular function (GO): calmodulin binding; calcium/calmodulin-dependent protein kinase activity; ATP binding
Source: RefSeq, a predicted model, not a curated record
CCCCCUCGACAGUCUUAUCAACGCAAUUUUGUGAACCUUCUGAGCGCAAAUGUGACACUGUUCCGACUGAAGGUCCUGGUGUCACUCUGUGUCUUUCUGUCCUCCUCUGAGCAGCCAUGGGAAACCAUCUCUCCAUCGCAGACCGCAGCAAAAUGCCAUUGGGAGAGGAUGGACCAUCUUGGAAAAAGAAAACAUCCAACGUCAAGGAAAUCUAUGAUUUCAAGGAGGUUUUGGGAACCGGGGCUUUCUCUGAGGUGAUGCUCGCGGAGGAAAAGAGAACGAGGAGACUCGUGGCCAUAAAGUGUAUCCCCAAAAAAGCUCUGGAGGGGAAAGAGAACAGCAUCGAGAAUGAGAUCGCCGUUCUACACAAGAUUAAACAUGCCAACAUAGUUUCCCUGGAGGACAUAUUCGAGAACAAAUCACAUCUCUACCUUGUCAUGCAACUGGUGUCCGGUGGAGAACUCUUCGACAGGAUUGUGGAAAAAGGAUUUUACACCGAGAAAGACGCCAGUAAGCUCAUUCAACAGAUCUUGGAUGCUGUGAAAUACCUGCAUGACAUGGGCAUCGUGCACAGAGAUCUGAAGCCGGAGAACCUGCUGUACUACAGUAUGGAUGAAGACUCCAAAAUCAUGAUCAGUGAUUUCGGUCUGUCUAAGAUCGAGGGUUCAGACAGUGUUAUGAGCACAGCGUGUGGUACACCUGGAUACGUAGCUCCUGAAGUUCUUGCACAGAAGCCGUACAGUAAAGCUGUGGACUGCUGGUCGAUCGGGGUCAUCGCAUACAUCCUUUUAUGUGGAUAUCCACCGUUUUACGAUGAGAAUGAUGCCAAGCUCUUUGAGCAGAUCCUUAAAGCGGAGUACGAGUUUGAUUCACCGUACUGGGAUGAUAUCUCAGAUUCAGCCAAAGACUUCAUUGUGCAUUUAAUGGAAAAAGAUCCCAGUCUGCGUUACACGUGCGAUCAGGCUCUUCAGCACCCGUGGAUCGCUGGAGACACCGCGUUGGACAAGAACAUUCAUGAAUCUGUCAGCGCUCAGAUCAAGAAGAACUUCGCCAAAAGCAAGUGGAAGCAAGCAUUUAAUGCAACAGCGGUAGUUCGUCACAUGCGCAGACUGCAGUUGGGAACUAGUCAGGAGGGUCAGACACAGUCCACUCUGCCCAGUCCCUGCCACGGGCAUCUACUGCUGCCUGAAGGAGACGAAGAAGAGAGCUCCCUGCGGAGGGAGAAUAGUGUCUGUACUGAGGGGGUCACUGAGGGGGUCACUGAGGAAAACGACAUACAGAACUGCACCUACCACGUCCACCCCACCAGUCGGGUCUGAGUGUCGAUCAUCCCGCAGUAACCAAUGACUGACUGUCCUGUUUUUCCACUGGAGUCCUGCCACACCCCCCAGUCUGGCCGGGAAUACUGAGUAGCUCCAGCAUCCUUCCACUAGGAGGCGCUUCAGUGUAAAGAACCCAGGUGGGAAGGGGGUCACUACUGUUCCAAUGGAGGGAUUCUGUUUAAUGAGAGGAGAGUUUUAAAAGAAGAGACAAAGAAGAUUGGAACUGGAAAGAGAUUGGACAGUGUUUAACUCAGUUUAAAACGUAACAUAUUUGAAUUUCCUGAACUAAAAGUAUACAAAAGUCUGAUUUUAUUUUUAAAUGUCCACCUUUGACGGGUUCAUGACCUUCAGAUGUGGUUAAAUGUAACAAAAUAUUUGAUGUGAGAUUAUGAUCUGAAUAUUCUUCACAACAGUAAUCCGCAUGUUAACUACAUCUCUGCAUCCUCAUGCUUACAUGAACCUCACAUCAAAUCGAUCAUUAUACUUCAUUUUUUUAACAUUGCAUUACAUCAGAAAUUCAUUGUCAGUUUGUUUCAGCAAGUCUCUCACAUCAAAUACUCUCUGUUGUGCCUUCAGUAUCAAUGCUUUUCCACCCUUUUUGCAUAUUCACCUACAGCUCUUCGAAGCUACGCAUUGUCUGCGGCGCUCUGUACAUUGUUUCAUUCGUGCAUCAUCAUUUUUCUUCUCAAUCUGAAAACCUCUUUCCAUCACAACAUUAAAAGUACUCAGGGGAGGAAAAUAAUCAAACAGAUUAGAUUUAUUGAACGGUUGUGGUUUACAAGAGAAAAAAGCUACAGGAAACUACAGUACGCACCACUACACGUCUAUGGUCUAAAUCAGGGGUUUUCAAACUGGGGUCUCCAGACGAUUCUAUAGGGGGUCUCCAGAAAAUCUCAUUUUAAAAGUCAGUAUAAGUGUUUCAUUAAGAAGUGUUUAUCUCUUCUUUCUUGCAUACUUUCCAGAAUAUUUUUUUAUCUUAUAGUGACACUCACAGGGGUUUGUAUAGUACUCUUUGCAAAGAUGUAAUGAAAAUUGCUACAGUACAAAUACAUUUGAAUUGAAAUGGGCUAGUUGCUAGCUUUUGGAAGCCAGGGUCGGCAGACUCAUUUCCGGUUGUUAAACAAUGUAUGGGGAAAGGAGGAUUUAGGACAAAGUAUGGGUGUUUUAGAUAAAAAAAGAAGAAAGUAAUAUAUAAGAGAUAUGCCAGACCCUCAUUACAUUGCUAAGCACUUCGUUAAGCCAAAAUCGACCCUGGUGUUGCAAAAGCUCUCUGGCGCCAUCUUGUGCAACUAGCCCAUUUGUUAAGCGUUAUACAUCCAUCAUUUGUCUUAUUUAGCCAAUCAUUUAAUAUGUUGUCUUUACAAAAUCACACUUAAUAUUAAUUUAACACACCUAAAUAUCUCUUUAUGCAAAAUAUUGGAUAAAGGGCAUAGAUGAAUAUGUAUUUUAGGAAGGGGGUCCUCAAGAAAGGUUCAUCAUCUCUGGGGUCCCUUGCAUGGUAAAGUUUGAAAACCCUUGGUCUAAAUAAUAGAUUUAACAUUCUACACUAUGGAAUCUGUUUAAAAGUGACCUCCAUUAAAGAAAUGAAUGUGUGACUUCA